Molecule: messenger RNA, 2743 nt
Organism: Mugil cephalus (flathead mullet)
Lineage: Eukaryota; Metazoa; Chordata; Actinopteri; Mugiliformes; Mugilidae
Product: protocadherin gamma-A11-like
Exons: 1
Coding region: 341-2743 (800 amino acids)
Biological process (GO): homophilic cell-cell adhesion
Cellular component (GO): plasma membrane
Molecular function (GO): calcium ion binding
Source: RefSeq, a predicted model, not a curated record
GAUGAUUGUUGUUGUUGUUGUUGUUGUUAUUAGUAGUAGUAGUAGUAGUAGUCGUAGUAGUAGUAGUAGUAGUAGUAGUAGUAGUAUUAUCAUCAUAAGUGGAGUAGUUUAAAAAACGCUAAUAGUUUCCCGUUGUUAUAUCUGAAGAAAUACUCAUGGUGUCAGUGUGUACCAAGAAACGGGACGGCACACUCAUUCCCCACCCUUCUUUGUCGACGAGUUCAGAGCGUGUUUGUGCUAUUGUACUGCGGUUUGUAAAACGCUUCGUGACAUGACAUUAAUGUGAAGACUAGAGCUCACCGUUUGGAGUUAUUUUACGUACAUAGUUAAAUUAUUAACAAUGGGAUGCUGCACAUUUUCCCUGCACUGCGGUCUUGCUUUUAUUUUUCUGUCUCUACACAGCGUCAAUGGAGAUGUGAGCUACUCUAUCCCCGAGGAAAUGAAACGUGGAUCCGUAAUUGGAAAUAUUGCUAAAGAUCUGGGACUUGAUUUGGCAAGACUGUCUGCUCGCAAGGCCCGUAUCGAUGCAGAGGAUGACAACGUUCAGUAUUGCGGCGUUAAUCUCAAUACUGGAGAAUUGAUUGUACAAGAAAGGAUUGAUAGGGAAGGUCUUUGUGCUAAAAAGGCAUCAUGUGUUCUAAAACAGGAGCUCGUACUGGAAAACCCAUUGGAGCUACAUCGUAUAAAUAUCCGUGUUCAAGAUAUCAACGACAAUUCACCACAGUUUAAACAGGAAUCACUUAAAUUUGAAAUACGAGAAUCGGCUGUCAAGGGUUCUCGUUUUCUUCUUGAUGAAGCACACGAUGGCGAUAUCGGAGAGAAUACUGUUCAAGACUACUCCCUUCAGCAGAAUGAAUAUUUCAAAUUAAAUGUAAACUCUAAAGGCAGUGGUCGAAAAUAUGGUGAAAUGAUUUUAGACAAAGAGUUGGACAGAGAAGACAAAAACGAGAUAGUGUUGUUACUUACCGCAUUUGAUGGAGGCUCUCCUCGGAGAUCAGGCUCUGUAGUCAUACACGUUACUGUAUUGGAUGCUAAUGAUAAUGUACCCGUAUUUAGCCAGACUGUCUACGAAGCCAGUUUACCCGAAAAUUCUCCUGUGGACACAUUGGUGAUCACAGUGAGUGCCACUGACGCAGACGAUGGGUUAAAUAGCGAGAUUACAUAUGAAUUUGACCAUGUUUCAGACGAAGAUAGCGACGUAUUUUCUUUACAUCCCAAAACAGGAGAGGUCAGAGUAGCUGGGCGCAUUGAUUACGAGGGAAUGUCAUCAUAUGAAAUGCAGAUUAGUGCCAAAGAUGGUCUGGGCUUAGCCUCAUAUGCAACUUUAAUUAUUGAAGUUACUGACAUAAAUGAUAAUGCCCCAGUUAUACAACUGAAAUCUCUGUGUAAUCCCAUACCUGAGAACGUGCCACCUGGUACAGAGGUGGGCAUCGUUAACGUACACGACAAAGACUCUGAGAAUAACAGGCAGGUCCGCUGCUUCAUCCAGCAGAGCGUCCCUUUUAAGUUGGUUCCUUCUAUUAAAAACUAUUAUUCUCUGGUGACCACAGGACAACUGGACCGUGAACUACUGUCUGAUUACAACAUUACAAUCACUGCCACUGAUGAGGGCUCUCCACCUCUGUCCUCCUCUAAAACUGUUGAAUUAUCUGUAGCUGACAUCAAUGACAACCCACCUGUGUUUGAGGAACAGUCGUACAGCGCAUAUGUCAGUGAAAAUAAUAAACCUGGCUCCACGUUGUGUUCUGUUACUGCUCGAGACCCUGACUGGAGACAAAACGGUACAGUGAUUUAUUCUCUGUUAGCUGGUGAGGUGAACGGUGCCCCGGUGUCCUCCUAUCUAUCUGUUAAUGGAGACACAGGUGUGAUCCACGCUGUGAGGUCAUUUGAUUAUGAACAGUUCAGGAGUUUUAAAGUUCAUGUGAUGGCCAGAGACAACGGAUCUCCUCCACUUAGCAGCAACGUGACCGUGAAUGUGUUCAUGUCAGACGUGAAUGACAACUCUCCUCAGAUACUGUACCCUGCCCUGGAGGGUAACUCAUUCAUGACUGAGCUGGUCCCCAAAGCUGCACACGGAGGCUCUCUGGUGUCCAAAGUGAUAGCGGUGGACGCAGACUCUGGACAAAACGCCUGGUUGUCCUAUCAUAUAGUCAAAUCCACUGAUCCUGGACUUUUCACUAUUGGUCUCCACAGUGGAGAGAUCAGGACACAGCGGGACAUUUCUGAAUCUGACAGCAUGAAACAGAACCUUAUUGUGGCAGUGAAAGAUAACGGACAGCCCUCUCUCUCUGCCACCUGCUCCAUGUAUUUACUUAUUUCUGAUAACUUGGCUGAGGUGCCAGAACUGAAGGACAUUUCUUAUGAUGAGAAGAAUUCCAAACUGACCUCUUAUCUGAUCAUUGCUCUGGUGUCUGUGUCCACCUUCUUUCUGACCUUCAUCAUCAUCAUCCUGGGUGUGAGGUUUUGUCGCAGGAGAAAGCCCAGACUGUUGUUUGAUGGAGCAGUUGCCAUCCCCAGCGCUUAUCUCCCUCCUAACUAUGCAGAUGUUGACGGAACAGGAACUUUACGCAGCGCUUAUAAUUAUGACGCCUACCUGACAACGGGUUCAAGAACCAGUGACUUUAAGUUUGUGACAUCUUACAAUGACAACACGCUGCCUGCUGACCAGACUCUGAGGAAAAGUCCUUCAGAUUUUGCUGAAGCUUUUGGAGAUUGUGAUAGUUCACCUGAGGUAGGAACAUAA